CUGGCCAAGAUCAUGACAUCUUCGCAAUGCAUCCAUGAUGGGUGUUGUUGAUAUCAGGUCAGAUUCUCUAAACUGAGACUCCAACGCACAAGACAUUGACAUCUGCAUGGUUUGGUAUUGGUUCAGACCAAAGACUCGGUCUGCGGCUUACAAUUUACAUUUUUAUUAUCCAUUACACAACAUGAUGGCUUUGGCCAGUAGAUGAAGAGUCUGGUGUCGUCUUGCCACGUCCGGUCUUUUCAGUCGCUGGCCCCCAGAGCACAGAGCUUCCUCAUUCCAUCAUUCAUCAUCAUCAUCAUAGCCAGCUCAUCAAUCUCCGAUGACACAAUGAAAAUCCCCGAGACACGUUUUCUCAGUAACUCUGUUAAAUGGCUCCAGCCCUGCCGCCCAUACCCCCUUUGGCGUAUUAUGGUUUUCUUUUUUUGUUUGAGCUUGAUCAUAUUCCCCUGAGAUGACAUCCAGGAAACGUGAAUAACCUACCUUGGAACGCUUCAUUUUCGAGUCCUUACCGAAUGCUCAUUGCAGAGUAGGGUGUAUUGCACGAGACGCUAUUUCUUUCUUCUAUUGUUGCAAUUGUGCGCUUAGCUUAUGUCCUUGGGGCGUGUUGUUAGACGUUGGAUUGUUGUCGAGAUAUCCCCGCUAAUACCAUGCAUCAGCCGCAAGAAAGAAGACAAAAGAGCCGAGUUCACAUAUGACUGCGGCCGCCGACGGUGCAACUACUUGCAUGAAGCCAUGGAUGUUUGUUCUGCAACAUUUAAUCGGUGGAAUUUGUUUCGAGCCCUUGAUCCGAAAGAGGCGUGCACUGAAACAUCAAUGGUUAGACCUUACCCUAUAUCGCUCCGGGUAAAUGAGACUUUUGCUAUCAGACCUCCCCGGUGCCCCGGACAAAUUUACAGUUUCCCGAAACGCAUGAAUGAUGAAGGGUUUUUCUCAUAUCAUGGAGGGGACGCUGUUCCUGGUCGUAUCAUCUCGUUGAGCUACUGUAGCUUACACGAUGGCGGCACGUCCCAUCCCGCCAAAGUGGCUCUUGGGUCUCUUACACCAACACCAACAACAACUAUCAAGACACAUGAAAUCCAUCCAUGAAAUAUGCCCUGCCCCGACCAUCCCUACCUCGAUUGUCCAAUCAUCAAAGUCGCUGGUAUACCCCAUCUUUUAGCCAGACUCUUUUUUAUCUCGCCAAAGUCAAUGCCACAGAGAUGUGCAUGUCACUCGCCGGCCAAUAGUUGCCCGUCUCUCAACAACGUGCCUCGACUUCACGUUCCAUGACGUUCGAAAUCCUCAACCUUCAACAUAACCCGGCCUCAUUGUCACCCCCGGCUUCAAAUCUUGAGUGACAUGGACUAUCUCGAGUGAGACAUGUCCUACGGCGUUGGCUCAGCGCCAAUUCAGGGGGAAGGAGAAGCGAGAAGCACUGUGGAGGGAGAACCGGCCGAUCCUUUGGAUAUGUCGUGUGCUUCCACUGUCACUCUCGCCAAAGACAUUGUCUGAAGCAUGAUUAUCAACGCAGGCCCUUCUUUAGCCGCCUCAACCGGGUUAAAGACCCGGUCGAGUGUUAUCUGCUUCACAGUAGGGCUUAACUCAGUCUUGCUCUGCAUCAAGAUCCCCCGCCUCUUGGGAGAAUACCAAGACAAACCUUGGAUUCGCGAUUCAGGAGAUCCGCCAGUAUAUGGAUACAAAUCCACAAACCCACAGACUUCGUGGUCAUCUGACUCUUGCAAAUGGACCUUUCUACCAAGCGCAACGUGCAGCUAGAGACAAGAGACGACAGCCCUAGCAAGGCAAGACCGGAAUUACAUCAAGAUACUGCGUGGAUCUAUCACCCAGAUCCGACUAAUAAGCUUCCUCUUCCAGAGCAUGCAUACUACCGUUCCCGGGACCGGACUGAGCGGAAAAUAGCUCCACCCCCGAUCCCGCUGUGUCACUGAGAUAUCCAAACAGCCCUGUCAUCGAAUCCUCAAUUUCUCAACACGGACGACAAAGUAUUCCUCUCCCCGAAAGAUCAUCUCCAGAAUACGAUUCCGGCAUCUUGACACACGUUCCGUCGCUGCUUCUAGUCUACACCGAAACUUCCACUGGCCAAAGCUUUCUUUCACCACACUGAAUCGUCGAUCUAGCUCAACCCAUCCACAAACAGCUCCCCUCGCAACCAUGUGCCGCCCAGGGGGCGUGUAAUCAGGGCGAGGAAGUACUUCGUUGUACCACCUGGCAUAAUCGCUACAUGCUAAUAUUAAAAACACCAAAACUUAAGUUAAGUUAAGUUCAAUUAGAGAUGUGUGAGGCGCAUCUGGUUCCUGGCGAAUCAGCUCCGUAACCGCGGGCUCAUGGGCGAUGAAAGGGAGACAGCAUUACAUACCUUGCAUCAUGCACGUUUCUUUUUGAAUAGGCGAAGGAAGAGAGUUUUUAUUCGUCUCCGUCAUGAUUUGCAUUUGUAAGAAGCGGUGUCAGAAUCGAAUGCUACGAGGUACAGUUUGAGAAGGCUUGUCGCCUCGUUUCCAGGGCCCCGGAAUGUUGGGCUUGCACGUGGUUAGAACAAUAGGGACUGACUUGACUGAGUGUACAAUACGUAGUCAAUGCUCUGCAGCUCUGGGCUGGUCCUAAUCCAUAUCGACGCGUGUCGUAAAUCCUAUUUCGAGUCUGAUAGUGUUGCCUCUGUAACAGAGCUUGCGUGUCUCGUCUUUACUACUCCCCUUCAAGGACCAAGGAAACAUCAGACCUCAAUGUAGGGUAUUAAGAUAAACUCAGCAAAAUGUAUUCUAAGUCUACU
Molecule: messenger RNA, 2767 nt
Organism: Fusarium verticillioides 7600
Lineage: Eukaryota; Fungi; Ascomycota; Sordariomycetes; Hypocreales; Nectriaceae
Exons: 2
Coding region: 589-1086 (165 amino acids)
Source: RefSeq, a predicted model, not a curated record